Messenger RNA from Rattus norvegicus (Norway rat), 1627 nucleotides. RefSeq names its product LYR motif containing 9 (gene Lyrm9). Gene Ontology annotation, cellular component: mitochondrion. Lineage: Eukaryota; Metazoa; Chordata; Mammalia; Rodentia; Muridae. The record is from RefSeq and is a predicted model, not a curated record.
GGGGCUGCGCUUGCUUCCGCCGCGCAGGCGCAAUCGUGUCGCUCGCGGUGUCUCGAGUUGGCGUCCGCCGGGAAGGCGGGGCUGGGGCUCGCACAUGGCCCCUCUGCGGGGGGCGGAGCUGGUCCAGACGCCGUUGCAGCUGUACCGUUACUUACUGCGUUGCUGCCGGCAGCUGCCAACCAAGGGCAUCCAGGAGCACUACAAGCACGCCGUCAGGCAGGUGCGAGCAAGUCUGGGCGAGAGUUUCCAAGUUCACUCAGACGAAGACAACCCCGAGAGAAUCCAGCAGAUUAUUAGAAGAGCCAUUGAAGAUGCCGACUGGAUCAUGAACAAGUAUAAGAAACAAAACUGAGUACCUGGAGCUCACAGCGAGAGCACAGCCGCCCCGGAGACACGUGGGACUGAGAGACCUCUCUGCUUUUGGAACUACAGAGCAGCAUCAGUUCUGGAGUAGUCUUUGAUCUUGUUGACUGAAAGCAGAAAUCAUAGCUGACAUUUGGUCAGGUGGUUUCUCAUCAUUGCAGCCAUGUCCCCAGCAUCUUUUAUGUCUGCUUUUCCAGACAGAAACGAUACACAAUUUGGGGAGAAUUUGGUGUUUUUUUGCUUCUUCUCUGUGUUUCUAAUUUUUGCCUAUCUGUUCUUUUACUUUGCUCUGAAGGCAAUUAAUUUAUUCUGGAGGUCCCGUUACCGACCUCUGAGCCCCAGAAGGGAUGUCCCCUCAGAUGACCACCUGUAUAGGAGAAAAAGAACAGGCUUGAGAACCAGGCAGCUGUGGAUCUGAAUCCCAGCCAGGGUACACAGCUUCUGACUGGCGCCUCCUGGGUGAGCCCGGGUGUGGUGACAGUGAGAUGCCUCACACUGGCUUCGUGCACAGUGACCGUGCAAGGAAGCCGCCGUGCUGCCCUUCCCCAGCUCCUUGUCCUCUUCAGUGACUCAGCUGUGAGGUCGUCUUGUUCCCUCUCAGAGUCCCACAAGCCCUCUAUUUGUGCCAUGCUGCGUCCAUCAGUCAGUUCUACCUGACAUUCCCUCCCAACAUGCUCAAAGCAGAAGCCCUGAUCCUUACGGUGGGGAAACAUCUACCGAGGUGCAAGCAGCCAGGGUAGACACCAGCAGGUCCAGGCUCUGCGCCACAGUGUGUCCUCACAGGAGAGGAGAGCAGGUCCUGGGAGAAGUGGCCCAAGUGGGCGAAGUAGCCUGAAGAUGCAGAGAAGCCACACUGGGAUUGAGUAUUUGUGCAGCACUCAGCCAGCAGGAAGAGCUAGCGCCUGCCUGUGUCCUUGUACUAUGCAGGGUGAUGUGACCUCUGUCUAUGCAGAGGUGGCUGACAGUCCUGAAGCACGUGUGUCCAGUUGUGAAAGCUCAGAGUUUUCUUCCUCCUCUUUUUAUUUCCUUGUGUACCCUGGCAGGUCUUGAACUUUUGAACUUUCAGCACUUUCUCUCUCUGCCUCCCAGACACUUAGAUGCAGGUGUGUCACAGCAGCCUGCUGCUGCUGCCGCUGCUGCUACUCCUGCUGCCACUGCUGCCUCGUUGUUGUUGUUCUUCUUCUUCCUCUUAUUACAUGUAUGUAUUUGUGUGUGUACACAUGUGAGAAUAUGCAAGCCACGAUAAAUGUUCGAGUCAGGACAA